AUGCAAACCUAGGACUCGUCGUCAGCAUUAUUCGAAUAUGAUAAUCACAACCAAUCGUCACGUUCUUUUUUCCCUCCCAACCCGAUCUGGUUUAUACCAACCGGACCACCAAAUUUGCCACCAAUUUUCACUAUCGGCCUUGGACUCACCGCUGAUCGGGACGAGGUAAACCUGCUCCGUAAAUUGGGUCAGCAUGCAGAUUGUCUGUUUUUACCGCAUUCUUUACCAUCCGAUAUUCCGAACGGGUUAUUUCGUGCGACUGUCAGUCAAAUGGUACUUUUCUCACCCGAUUGGACAUGUUUGGAUAAGGAAGAGAUUGAUAAAUUGGAUAUCCCGAUUCAUUUAUCUUGGCUUGAACAUUGUUUUCAUGUGACCGAAUUGGAUGAUAUAGAAGCAGACAAGUUACCCCCACUGAAUGAACCGCAAAGCGAAAAGCUUCAACAAAUCGGCGAACUGUCUGAACAAAUAAAGUUUUACGUUACUGAAUACGUCACUCUGAGUAAGUCAUAUGCUAUCGCGGACAUUGAUAAAGUCAUCCCGUUCUGCCUACAACUCGUCCUUCAAACGGCCAUUCGACGUUUGUUAGAUUUCACAAGGCAAGCACAAAUUGCUGUUGUUGGAAGAUCUACAACUAUUGGUCGAACUUCUAGCUGCUCUAAUUUAACUACCAUGACCAGCUACAAUUCCCUGGCGUCUACCUCUACUAGUGCGUCCUGCGAGACGGUGGCAUCCAAUGCACCAGCAAAACUUGACAUGGGUGCAGUGUUGUCACGACGAUCAUUUAAUCCUCGUCCGAAAAAUAAGACAAAAUCCAUUCAGGUGAUUUCUGUUCACCUUCCUGAAACUCCAACGAAACCUGAUAGUUGGACAUGCACCAAAUCACCAGGGUCUUUGAUUGCCGAAGAAGUCAGUUCCAAGUUGAACACAUCGCAAAAAACAACGAAGAUACCUGCCGGUCAUUAUGCGGGUAACACUCAGCUGAAUUUGAAAAAAGAAACCGAGGUAGAGACAAGAAGAACUUUGAAGUUUUCCUCCCUUUUUAAUAGAAUCAGUGGUGAACAAACUGAGUCAGUAGUUGCUAAAUCCUCUGUUCUCUCACCGAACAAAUGGCGUUCAUCGAGCAGUUUGUUCCUUCCAUCGCAAACGACCCUGGAUCAGAGUCCAUCGAUCCCAGUCGAAAAUACAGAAUUCAGGCAAUCCAUAAAAACUUGCGUACAGUGUUUAAGUCAAUCUACACCGGACAUUCGACUUCACUCUCCACAUUCUUUUAACUUCUCCAUAGGUUCUGUCAGUCAGAACAAGACAGCCACUUAUGCCUCUGAAGCAGCGAAGCGCUCCGUGCUGCUACGACCACUCCGAACGGAACCAAGUACAAAACACUCGUUUUCCGGGGAUCAGACAAAUACUUCCCUUUCAUAUGAACUUUAUGCUGACCCAUCAGUUUCCACGGUUCGUGAUCUUCUCCGUCUAAAAUUGCUUUCCCGUAUCUUGAUUGAACUGACCACGCGUUUAGGGAGCACACAAGCUGAAGUGAUACAACUUCUGCCUGUGUUCCAUGAUCAACAUGUAAUUCAGCUUGUGAAUCACGUGAUCGAUCAAGCUGUGGCUAUUACACUGACGUAUCGGAUGAAUCAGCUGACAAGCAGUCAUCCAUCUAUUCCUUUGAGUCAGCUAGUCACUUCGUCUCCUGUGAGCGUUGGCCUAAUCAUGGAUAAGAUAUUACUCGAUAGUCUUAAUGAGGUUGGAACUAGUAAUGCUAAGAUUCCCAGUUUUCCUAGCUACACACAUUUGUAUCGCCAUGUCACAAGCCUCAUAGAUACCAUUAUACAGGCCAAUGAAUCGUUGCGGAUCAAUCCACGCACAAUUCAUGUAAGAUCAGACACUGUACGAACUGUUCUUAUCUUGCUCUGGAAUUCGGCUUAUCCAGCAGCCUGUUUGGCAAUGAAUCGGUUACUCAAUGAUCAAGAUACAUCUGAAGAGGUCAUAUCUAGUUAUUUGAAAAGGGAUAACAGUCAGAAAAAUGUCACAGACUAUUCGAAUCCCUCAUUGCACAAUGAUAUUUGGACCACCCGGGUCUCUAAUGUUCCCUGUAACAUUCCUCUCGUCAGAGUUGUUACAUCCGCAGCAGACUCGAAACUAACUAGGAUGGGUGUGACCAAGUUUCAGGAAGCGAUCGUGAUUAAUCCUCGACAGGCGGAGAAAGACCAUUCAGAGAUGGGCUCGAUCAUUAAGUCAGAUCGAACCACAACGGAUCUCCAUUCCCAUAGUCCUUGUCCCAUUCUGGACGUGACCAGCAUGGAAUGUUUUAGUCCACCGCCAGUAGUUAAUACACUGGUGCCUACAGAAUGUCACGGAACACAUUACGUAUCUGUUCAAAGUUCACGAUCUGGAUCUUUGAGCUCGGGAGCAUCUACAAAUGACGUUUGUCUUUCUGAUACGCACAGAGAGGAUAUCGUGACACACAAUUUAAAACAGACGAAUAAAGAAGUCUGUUUUAAAUUUCAGCUAAAUGGAUCAACAGACGAAUACAAUGGAAUGCUAUUCACUCAACCAAACACAGCUCCCACAAAUACCCGAGAUGAUGAGUUGGAUUAUUUUAUCCCAACGGCAUUGUCUAAAGCGAUUCAAUUAUGUCCAAUGUGUACAAAUCAAAUUCAGAUGUUGAUAGGCGCAAAGACAUGGCGAUUUGAUGAUGUAAUGUGUGAAAGUAAUCAAAAGGAACUGCAAUCACGGCAGCAGCGAAAAGUUGAUGUUGGAGUGCAAUUCGACGGGGAUCACAUGACUGAUAAAGAUGAUUUCGGUCCAUUGAUCGACGAACAGUUCCGUGUUCCUCCACGGAGACGUGAUUUCAGUUUAACACCAGAAAAACGAGAUAGUGCAACACGCAUGGUGCUUGAAUGUAUGAUUGCCCAUGGCCGUAGUCCAAGUCAAGGAGCAGUGGACGACCGUGUGAGUGCACAAUCACUUGUCUACCAUUCGAUGUCUUUGUCCAUGUGUGAUACGCAACCAGAACACUGCUCCAGUCCGAUUCGUAACCUUCUCGGACCGGAAACCGGGAUGAAUAGCAUGAAUACAAUAAAACUUAAGCAACGCUCUGGUGAUAAUAUGGAUGCAGCAAAUAAACGACCUAGACAAUGGGUGGAUUCGAGAGCAUGUGAAAUUCAAGUACCGAAGAGAUCAGAGUGCCAAGCCCGCGGAGUUCAUCAAGAUGAGAAUAACGCUAAGUUUGGAUUUCAGAUGGUUCAAGCCAAUUCAAUUGAAAAGAAAAUUAACGUUCGAAGUACGCGAAGUCCCAAACAAUCGGGCGAUCGACGUCCGAGCAGAAAAUCAACGAAACAUGCCGAAGUGUUGUCUAUGGAACCAUUUUAUUCGUGCCUGAAAGAACUGCGCGAUCGUCUCAGCAGGGCAGAAUCUAGAUUAAAUACAGCCUUCAGCAACUACCUCAUGGUUCAGAAUAAACGAUUACCUGUUCAACCGCGAGGUGACUUACGCAGCCAACGUUUGGAUGAACCCACUACUUCACAGCUUCAUUCUCGAAAGAAACUGACUGAAAAAUCUCGGGUUACAAUUUGGGAUUCAUCCAGUUUGGCUUACAUCUCGAAACAUUUGCUCGGCAAACCGCGAUGCCAGCCAGUCUCCCAAAGGAAGCACUCUUCUCAUCCCAAUUCACGUACACGUAUGAAGAACUCGUCCGCAGUGGGCAAACCGCGCUUGCGAUUCGACCCAGCCAAAACCUCUCCACCUGUUCUGACUGAAAUGAACGAGGCUCGUUGGACAGUGGACGAAAUUCGUUCGCGUGGUCCCGGGUUGUUUCCGUCCCCAAAUAUGGAACUACCUGUGAGGGCCAAUAAUCCCGUUCCAAAAGAUGGCAAUCAGCUCACAAUGUUAGGCAAAAUUACAGCUCGUCGCGACAACCCCGGAAAUGAUGGUGAUCGAUCAGCAGAUUCUGUUGGUUUACCAAGAGAACAACAAACUGUUUCAAAUUUGAGUCGGAUAGGGACCAUUUUGGCACAGAAUGGUUCUCGCAAUACCCAAAGAUUGUGCACUAUUCAAAAACAAACGACCACUUAA
Messenger RNA from Echinostoma caproni, 4071 nucleotides. NCBI's taxonomy places the organism in Eukaryota, Metazoa, Platyhelminthes, Trematoda, Plagiorchiida, Echinostomatidae. The record is from the annotation of a GenBank genome assembly.